Messenger RNA from Pollicipes pollicipes, 1336 nucleotides. Its product is annotated as protein transport protein SEC31. The coding region runs from base 116 to 1336 and encodes 406 amino acids. The transcript is spliced from 2 exons. NCBI's taxonomy places the organism in Eukaryota, Metazoa, Arthropoda, Thecostraca, Pollicipedomorpha, Pollicipedidae. The record is from RefSeq and is a predicted model, not a curated record.
GUGACAAGUGUGCGGGCGCUGGGACAGCAGUAGGGGGCGUCGCUCUCCGCUCGCCGCCGCCGGCCGCCCCGCCGUCGGUGACGGCCUGUCGCAGCGCGACCGGACCGAGGUGCUCAUGGGCCGGAGGAAGACAGACGGCGGCGGACCUGGCCCGCUGCCGGCCAUGGUGCGCAGGAAGAACGCCGUGAACGAGGAGCUGACGCUGGCGGCCAUGACGGAGGAUGUGUGGGCCGCUGUUGAGUCGGGACGAGAGCGCCGCCGACGGCUCGCGUGCGAGCGCUCGUACGGCCUGGGCGGGCCGGGCGCCGGAGCCGCCCCAGCUGCCGGAAAGGCCGAGCUGGGAGGCACCCAGCCGGCAGUGACCGGAGCUGGAGCUCUGGCGGCAUCCCGCCCGCCGGCAGCGGCGGCAGCGCCGCCUGCGCCCGCCAGAUCGGCUGCAGCUCCAUCGGCCGGACAUGUCCCGGUGCCGGCGUCGUGCCUACCGGGCCAGGGAAACGUCGGUCCAGUUUCGGCAAAAGCCGCCAGUCCCCAGGAGGCUAAGAAGUUGACAGGGAUGCAGUCGUCGGGGCAAAGCCAGGGACAUUCGAAGAAGACAGCACCAGACAAGGCAGACGGAAACGCUGUAAGUGCCCCGACAGUCAAGGGCGCUUCAAAACAAGAUUGCGAUGUCACCAAGACAAAGACAACAGAUGAGAAGCGGACGACUCAGAACGACGUUUACAAGGCACAAGAUUCUGAAAAGCCCACGGUAGUGGUUGCGACUGAGCAGAAGAAAGAUGCUAGAGAAACGCCAGCGGAUAACAAGAAGUCCAAGCGAAACAAGCGUAAAGGUGGACGCCUGAGCGAAGGAGAAGAUCAAGCAGUCCCCGGGCCGGUCCAACAUCCGCCCAUCGUCGGCGCCCCAGCUUCUAACGCGGGAAAUUCAGCUGAGCCCCAACAGAAGCGGAACGUAGCUGCGGCGGAUGUCGUGCCCAGUGCGGCGCCUGCCCAGACGGCCACAGCUCCCAGUGUCGCCCGGCAGGAGGGCGGCGUCGUCCAGCAGCCCGCACCGGCGGCACCUCUCGCCAUCAAUCUGACCCAGAUGGUGUCCGACGAGCGUCCGCUCGCCAGCGGCGCGACCGCUCCAGCCGCCGGCGCAGGCGCCAGAAGCGCCUCCUACGCCGAGAAGGCUCGGCACCCGCCCGCCAGCCCGCCGCUGGUGGAGCAGCCGCCGCCGCCGCCGCGCGAGGAGAGCCCCGAGCCGACGUACGACCCGCGGCCCGCGCGCGCUCUCUCCACCGCAUGCGGCGCCGCUCUCGCCCAGUUCGCCCACCUCCGAGGAGUGGGUGCCGGUUGA